Messenger RNA from Pecten maximus, 993 nucleotides. RefSeq names its product monocarboxylate transporter 1-like. The transcript is spliced from 7 exons. Lineage: Eukaryota; Metazoa; Mollusca; Bivalvia; Pectinida; Pectinidae. The record is from RefSeq and is a predicted model, not a curated record. Gene Ontology annotation, biological process: monocarboxylic acid transport; transmembrane transport. The coding region runs from base 1 to 993 and encodes 330 amino acids. Gene Ontology annotation, molecular function: monocarboxylic acid transmembrane transporter activity.
AUGAUAAUAGAGAAAAUUGCCUUGUUUUUCCUUUCGAAGAUGUCAAUCAUCUUUGGAGAGUCAAGAUCCAUUGAAUACCCAAUGCAGUACAUCACCAGCAAAACCUGUUUGGAAGCCAGUAAGGUGUCUGCGGUCAAGCAUGACGGUGUUACAAAAGGCUUCACUGAGAGUGUUGUCUCAGUAGACAUGGGCAUAUACGACCAGCUUGAUGUAGUGAUAGAACCUUCUAGAAGCACACUUGUUGGUCAGAAUAGUAUUUUGACCAAAUUUCGAAAGUUGUUUGUUUACGAGUGGGUUGACGGUACCAGUUCAUCUGUCAACCAACUAGGCCUGGGUCCUGUAAGCGCUGUUUUAACCAAAAGGUACCACCAUAAAACCCUGAUAUGCUUCGGAGGACUGUUCACUGGUGGAGGUCUGAUAUUAUCAUCGAUCGCACCUUCGAUUGAGGUCCUGUAUUUGACAUAUGGAAUCAUUACCGGUAUAGGCUUUGAGAUGAGCUUUCCCCCAUCAGUCAUGAUGAUUGCAGUAUAUUUCGACAAAAACAGAUCAAUCGCUUCUGGUAUAUUAUUCGCCCGAGGAGGACUGGGAGGAAUGCUAUUUCCCUACCUCCUCAGGUAUCUACUGAGAGAGUAUGGACUAAAGGGUACAUUUAUUGUCUAUGGAGGUAUUAUUUUGAAUAUUUGCGUCUGUGGCCUCCUCGUCCGCCCUUUACCAGAUUUUGGAGGUCAAAAGUCAUUUGGGAUUCUGUACGUCGAGUUAUCAGAGAAAUUCCAGGCAUCCAACAGAGCUUUAUCCGUCACACAGUCCCUGGCAGGCUUUCUACAGCAAUUUCUAGUUUACGCCCUCGGAUAUGUUAUCUUUACAGGCGCCAUUAGGGACAGUACGGGAACCUGGACACCUGCAUUCCAGUUAUCGGGGGCGAUGACAUUGACAGCAGUUCUUAUCCUGGUGUUUAAAUGUCUAAAAGACCGAAAAAGGUCUAAUAAGGAAUAA